Messenger RNA from Physcomitrium patens, 3145 nucleotides. Its product is annotated as putative protein phosphatase 2C 5. NCBI's taxonomy places the organism in Eukaryota, Viridiplantae, Streptophyta, Bryopsida, Funariales, Funariaceae. Gene Ontology annotation, molecular function: protein serine/threonine phosphatase activity. Gene Ontology annotation, biological process: protein dephosphorylation. The record is from RefSeq and is a predicted model, not a curated record.
UGGACGACGCCAUUUCCGCAUCUGCCCGCACCUGAAUGCCCCGAUUUGGGGCGUUGCGGAUGGGGCUGCUCUGCCAGAUUCACGACACUGAUGACCCACCCCUAUUUAGUACCAGGCCAUAAUAUUCGAGCCAAGUCGCUGAUGUUUUUCGAUGUUGCCGGGAGACGGAUCCUUGACAGGCGAAGGAACGGGAUGCGAGAUGAUUGGUCCAACAAGAGCAUCGCUAGAAUUAGCGUUUGGCUGGAGUAAAUAGGGUGCUGCAGUGUGGUCACGAUCCCGGUGGGCUGGCACGCGAUGUCGCAGAAGAAAAUCAGCGUCCCAUGCGUUCGCUUCCGCUUCCUCAGGUUCCCGUCGCUGUCGAGACUACUCCUUGAAGCUAUAGCCGUUUUGCCGCACCCUUGCUCGGACUGUCGAAUCCGACGCUCAAGAAGCUGAUCAGGUGGUGGCCAGCAGGUCUUGCAACGCAAGUGAGCCGUCAGUGAGCUAGAGCCGUGGGUUUGAGUUUGUUCAGAGCGAGGGGAGUGAAUGAGGUGGACGCAGUGGGCGUGAUUGCGACUAAGUUUGAUGGAUGCAGAAUCUCAAGGUUGUGGACACCUGAGCGUAUUUUGAUUUUUGAUUGGAAUGGCGAGGGGGAGGUGAUUGUUGUUCAGGGAGGGGGGAGGUGAGGACGGGGUUUGGGUGGUUAGAAGCAAGAUCAGCGAGGAGUGCACCGACGUCGCAAAUGAGGAAGACGUUGAAAAAAUGCUGUUGUUUCGCGUCUUUGAUGGAGCUCUGCGUUCGCGCAUCAGUCGAAGGUUUGCCACGCAGUUGUCUCGUCUGCUUUUCCACUCUGGGUGUUCGCUCCCUGUUGCCUCUCCAUACACGCGUAGAACUUCACACCAUAUUCCCUGAUGCUUUGGACAUUGUUAAAGCGGGGCAAGUCGAGAGACUAGUAGCGCCUGAAUGCGGACUCCUAAGUCUCAUUCUCUUUUCCCCGAAAUGAAUCUUGCCAAAAGCCUUCGACGCUGUCUAGAAAUACGACAUGUGGCGUGUAAUCCACAACGUCUCCGGAUCACACUGUUGUCCGAGAAAUUCGGGAAGAGAGGAUGUUAAUAUUCUGAACCUGUGCCUGUAGUUCAAUUGUGUUACCAUUCGCCUGGUUCAGCACAGGUCCAAUGUUCUUGCUAGUUCAAUUUAGAUUUCUCGCUCAGAUGGUCGAUGCUCUAAAACGUUCAGUUGAACACAAGUUACCUGAAAGUUCGGAAAUCACUUUGGCAGCUCUUUUGUAUUGGAAAUAGUUCAGUUUUGCGUAGAAACGUGCAAGACAUUCAUCUGUUAAAAUUCUCGAAGAGUUUAAUCCUGAUUUUCGGCGAGUACAAUUCAAAAAACGAUUUUCUGGAGACUUGCCAUUCCAGUUCUAUGCCGAGACAAGCCAAAUGUGUUUGUUUGUUUGUUUGCUUGAUGUAGUCCUUGUCUUAGUGCAUGUUCGGAGGCUUCAACUCUUCAAUUUAAACUUUGAAUGGGGGGAUGGCUUCCUUGUGUAACAUAAGAAAUUCCGGCGUUCAAACUUUGGAGCAUGUAGGGGACGGUGAUUCAAUAAAUAGCUCGUGUGAGAACUGACCUGCGAAAUGGGUAGACGCGCCCAUCACUUGGUCACCUUGUCUUCACUGUUCAACAAAGGCACUCAACCCACAAUCAAAGCUAACAAGCCAUCCGUCUCGUAUGGUCAAGCUCUUCAAGCGAAGAAAGAAGAAGACUUCGUCAUCGUCAAGACGAACUGCCAACGAAUCCCCGGAGACGGGUCCUCAACGUAUGAUGCCUUUGCGGUUUUGGACGGUCAUAAUGGAUCCGCAGCUGGAGCAUUCACUAAGGAGAACCUGCUGAACAACGUGGUGAAUGCAGUCCCAUCUGGCCUGAGCAGGGACGAAUGGCUGGCAGCUCUGCCGCGAGCAAUGGUCGCAGGGUUUGUGAAGACCGACAAGGACUGGCGAUCUAAAGGAAUCUUUUCGGGCACAACGGUAACCUUGGUAAUCGUAGACGGAUACAUCGUAACAUGCGCUUGUGUUGGAGACUCCCGGUGCGUGCUCGAUGCACAAGGAAUUGUGACAGCCUUGACGAUUGAUCACAGAUUCGACACAAACGAAGAAGAGUGUGAACGCGUUGUAGCAAGUGGGGGCCAAGUGGCCAGGCUGCAUCCUUAUGGUUGCGAUAUUGGCCCGUUGAGGUCUUGGCCGGGCGGUAUAUGCUUGUCUAGGACCAUCGGAGAUGUCGAUGCAGGUGAGCAUAUCGUGCCUGUGCCCCAUGUAAAGCAAAUCAAGCUUUCACCUGGAGGAGGCAGGCUGAUCAUCGCCUCUGACGGCGUGUGGGACGCCUUGACCUCGGAGAAGGCUGCCAAAGUCUGCCGUGGCGAGAAGCACCCGGAGGUUGCCGCAAAGAACAUCGUCAAGGAAGUCAUCAAGGUGCAGGGCUUGCGUGAUGAUACCACAUGCCUAGUGGUGGACAUCGUGCCUCCUGGGCGAGCUUCGCGCUCUUUCGCACCAGCAGUCAGAAAGCAAAUGAUGGUGAUGAGAUUCUUGCGGCGCACACGGUCCAAAAAAGGCAGUGGUUCUGGAGCUCCUAUGGAAGAACUCUUCGAAGAGAGUUCUGCAACUUUAUCUGAAAGGUUGAGGCCGGUGACUUGAGAACGCUAAACACGGGCCUCCGCUUCCUGUGCAAUUUUUAUGGCAAUAUUAACUUAGACUGCUGCAAAAAUUUAUUCGCUCCAUUUGAAGGCUUCCGAUCGGAGUGCCAACGGAAUUAUCAUGAUUCAAUUCUAUGCAGAAGGUCGCCGCCGGCGCCGUCCGUAGCUAAGAGCACUAGAGUCAUCGCUUUCCAACGAGGAGUUUUCAUAUUCUUGAGUAUCAUGCAUGUACUGUAGAUGCUUUCCACUUGUGACUGCUCAGUAAGAUGCACAAGAAUAGGCACUGAUUACAGCACGAUAUUUUCGACAUUUAGAAGUAGUGUAAAUAUACAGGUACAGACAGAGCUUGAACAUUCAUGGAAGCGACUUGUGUCACUACUCACUUGACUGAACAGACGGGAGUUUUUCGAAACCCUAGCAUAAAAAAGGAUGAUGCACUUCACCUAACAAUCAGGAAGAAGCGAUUCAUUUAACCAGCUUCCUUUA